Messenger RNA from Parasteatoda tepidariorum (common house spider), 5071 nucleotides. RefSeq lists its product as uncharacterized. The record is from RefSeq and is a predicted model, not a curated record. NCBI's taxonomy places the organism in Eukaryota, Metazoa, Arthropoda, Arachnida, Araneae, Theridiidae.
GCAGCUGUAUACUUUCUAACCGGAAGUAGAGCAAGUCAAGAGCUCGAGAUUGUUUUUGUUUACAUUCAUAUCGAAAACAGCAUCCAUAUAAUUGCCUGUAAUCUGAGUGAUAUCUGGUUUUAAAACUUUAAUAAGCAAAAAAAUAAAUUACAAGCAAUAUAUGGACAUCUUUAAGCAAUAUACAAAAUAUUAUACUGGUUUUCAGGAAUAAAAAAUUUUUAAAAUUGAUAUUUAACUACCUUUUUAAUGAUCAACACUGAUUACGCGUUAUGUUUAUUACCCAUAAAGAUGUGAGCGCCAGUUCUGUGCAUAAAACCGGUCUGUUGUUAACUUCUCAGAAAAGAGCGAUUUAGGUCCAGUUGUUCUAAGAUAUGAAAGCUAUAAGUUAAGGGAAACUUCGGCAAAUCAUUUUUUGUGUUUUCCAUACCAUCACCUUGUUCAUACCUUCGUUGUUUUCAACGUUUACUUCUACAAUAUUAUUUAAUGCACAUACAUCCUCUACGAUCAUUCAUUUUUUAAAUAAGCACCUUAGAUGUACCUAUUUUUCUUUAGCUAAUUCUUAUACUUUAAUCACGAUGAAGGAUUUAAGGUCUGAACUUCUUGAAGAGGGAUUGUUGCAGCAUUUUACGUUACUUAAGGUUCAACUUGAUGAACUCGCUGACAGCUUUACCAGCAUAUUAGGAAAUUGCAAAACUAUGGAAAACCUUUCCCAUACUGAAAUUGAUAUGGAUCAUAUUAAAAGAAAGGUUGAAGAAAGUGAACAAGAAAAGACAUUCUUGAAACAGAAAGUUAGUCAGCUUGAGGCAGAACUUCAGAAAAUGAUCCAUUUGGUUGUACCUGAGGAGAUUCGAAAUAAUGAACAAUUACUGAAUGAUUAUUUGAAUAGACUUGUUCAAAAUCAGUCAUGUGAGGUAGAAAGGAAGAAUACUUGUAUAAAAAAGGAUGAAUGGUUACGAUCUUCAAAGAAAAACACUGAAAUAUCCUUUAUUGAAAAUGGGACAAUUCAGGAGCUGCCUUCCGGAAAUAAAGCCAAAAGAAGUGAUAGCUCAAAAUUGAUAGAAAAAACACCAUCCUCUUUAAAUCUCAGCUAUGGAAACAAAAGUAAUCCUCACCAUAAUACUGAUAUUGAAUUUCAUCUCAAUAUAAUGGAACCACUGUCACCAAUUAAAUCACCCCCUCGUAUGAGGAAGAAACUAAGUCGAUUAAAGAAACGUAAAUUUAACACAUUGCUUGUAAAUUCUGCUAGUGAUUUAAAUUCUCCAUUACAAAAGGAUUCUACUUCCUCUUCUUCUAAAACAUUGGUUGUUCCAAAUGAAUAUAAUUUAAAACAAAUUACUGCUAUUCCUUUUGAUGCACUGUCUUCUGAAUAUUCACAACUUAAGUACACCAAAAAAAUGAAGACAGGUAUUGAAACUAUUGGUGAACUAAAUCCAUCUAGUGAAAGUGAUGCAAUUCCUUCUUAUCAUGCUGUGAUGGUUAAAGAUGGUGAAAAGCAUGAACUACCUUUAAGUUCAAACACAUUUAACAAAGAUGGUGCUCAUUUACCUGAUAGUUCACCUAAAGAUCAACUCACCAGUUCACCUAAAAGUCAAUUUAUAAAUUCAUUUAAAGGUAAAUUAAAUUCAGUUACAGGUGCAACUUCUGCAUCUGAAUUUGGAAAGGAAAUGUAUUCAAAUUCACUGCAAAUAAAUAACGGUAGGAAUGAUGUUGAAAUGGGCUCUUCUUGUCACAAAUCUUUACACAUUUUGAGGACUAUAAAUGAAUCAAAAAGCGUGGUUACAGAACGGGAAGUAACAGAUAAUGAUGAGAUUUCAACUGUACCAAUUCUACCCAAUGAUCUAAUGGAAGUACAUUCUGAGUUAUCUCCAUCAGAGAGAUGGGAAAUCGACACUGUUGUUCUUUCACCUGGAAGCUGUCAUGAUUCACUUGAAGAAGAAUCAUCUGAACCACUGCUUACUUUGAGGAAAGAAUCCACUUUGCUUCAGGUCAAAGAAAACUCUAAGCAGGAGACAGGCAAAUCAAUUGUCCAAAAUCGCUUGACUGAGCAGCCUCAGAUGGAAAUUGUAACAAAUAUAGAAACUCCUUACAGAAGAAGUUUUAAACCAGAUGAUAAUUCUACUUUCCUAAAUAAAAGCCCCAAAUCAUGCAUGAUGCCUAAAAAGAAAAUUGCAAGAGUUAAAAACAAAAAGCUUAACAAACAAAGUUUAGUUGUUCAUAAUGUGACUAAACAGCAGUCUAUUACACUGCUUUCAAAAAAUGCCAGUUUCCUUCGUCCCCCCUUUCAUUUGAAUAAAUACAGCAAAAGCACUUGCAACACAAACAGUAAAAAAGUAAAAACAUCUUCGAAAUUAGUAAAUUUGGUAACUGCUAAAUCUAACAAUUCAUCAUUUGAAGAUAGCACUGACAUCCAAUCAUCUUCCAUUACAAAACAGAACAUGAAAUCAUUGUCACAAUUAAACCAAUCCCAUAAAAUUGAAUUUUCCACAUCACUGUUGAAAUCAUUUAGUAAAAUUGAAAAAAUUUUAAAUAGAAGAAGGAAUGCCAAAUCCAAGACUACAGUCCGUAAACCAAAAUGGAUGGCAAAAUCAAAAAAUGAUAAUAGCGCCAUAAUUGUAAAUGAUACAUCUCUUUCUAAAAACGUUCCAGAAAAAGAAUCAAAAACGCAAGCUUAUUCUCAGACUUCUGCUGGUGUAUCUCCAAUCAUGAAUAAACGCGAAAAUAUUGAAGUUACUACAAAUUCCUGCUUGGAAGAAGUUCCUGAGGAUAUUUCUAAUGAAGAAGAUGAGUUAGGUGUAAGCAAUACCUCCAAGAGUUUAUCUGAAAAAAAGUAUUAUAAUUAUGUUAGAAGGUGGAAGAGACCUGUAAGGAAAAAUUUUGCCAAAUCGGUCCCUGAAAUCAUUGCUAGUUGUUUUAGAAAAAUAAAGUGCUCUUUACCAUUUACUUGGAAACUUUUAUCAAGUACGAAAGAGUUAACUGAGGCAUUUAAAGAUAAAACAGUUUCACCUGAAAAUGAAUCUAUUGUAUUUUAUGUCUUGAAAUAUUUCUCACUGAUUGAAAAAUAUAAUCCUGUGCGUGAUUUUAAAAAACAGCAAGAUCCAUCUGUAUUUUUAUCCCCUUUUGAGGAAUGCGUUGUUAAUGUUUUACGUGACUUAGAAAAGUCGGAUGAGUGUUUUAAAGACUUGAUACUAUUGAUUGUGGUUAAUAUUCGUCAGCUGAUCCUUGCAGUGAAUAACUUGAGCCUAAAUGGUUCUUGUGCAUUUUGCAGAAUAUAUACAUUAAUUUGUAAAUCUGAAGCAAAUAAGCGAGAAGCGAUAUCUUUCUGUUGUGAUAUCCUUAAAGUUAACCACAGGUAUUCACCAAUGUUGAUAGCAACUAUCCUUGGUGUAUGGAAAGAUCUCUUGGAUAUUCCUUAUGAUGUUGCAGAGGAGGAAGCUGUAUUUUAUGGUUCUCUGCGUCUGAAGGCCCAACAACUGCCAACCAUUAAAGGUAGUAGGUUUAGUGGAUUGAAAAUAUCUGACUGGGAAUCAUCAAAAUGCAUAUUGGAAAAAUAUAUAUCGGCUAGUGUUGUAAGACCUAGUGUGGAUACUGUAGAUUUUCUGGUAAAGUCCAUCAAGGAAAAAUGCAUUGAAGGAACCUAUGCUAAGGAAUACUUGUUUACAACUCCAUUAGUUUUAUUUGCUGCUUACCGUGGAUGGUAUUGGGCCAAAGUAAACAUAAUCAAUAAAUACCUGAUUCCAUACAUUUGUAAUUCUGUUGAUUCUGUAAAGAAUUCAAGAACUCUUACUUUAUUUUGCAAGCUUUAUGCUGAGAUAUCAGUCUUUUAUCCUACAAGUGAGAAACCUGAAAAAGUUCUUAAGGAAUUAUUUGAAACUGGAAAAGAUGACAAAGAGUGUAAGUUUUUGCAAGAGUGUGCAGCUCCUUCCCUAAUUCAGUUGCUUCUUUCAAGAAACAAUCCCAUACCAGAAGACCUUCUAGAUUGGUAUAAAGAAAAUGAAAGCAGUCCAGCAUGUAUGUUUUUGAAGUUUCAUUUCAACAGAAGAUCAUUAUCCGACAAAACUGAUUUUACUGAAGAGGAUAUUUUGUAAAAUAUGCCAUAAUCAUCACCCUUAUUUCAUAUAUGCUUUGUCAAAAGUCAAAUCAUAAAUAUAUGUAUAUUAUGACAGAAACAUGAAUUCAGGUAAACCCUAGUUUUUACCAAAGCUGCUUGGUAAAAGGUCCGAAUUAUGCUUUAAUGGGAUUCCAUUUUGGCUUUUUACUAAGGAUUUGUUGUAGAACCUAGGAAUGACUAAUCCGAUUUGUAAAUAUAUGUAUAUUAUGACAAAAACGUGAAUUCAGGUAAACCCUAGUUUUUACCAAAGCUGCUUGGUAAAAGGUCCAAAGUAUGCUUUAAUUAUAUUCCAUCUUUGCUUUUUACUAAGGAUUUGUGGUAGAACCUAGGAAUGACUAAUCCCAUUUGUAAAUACUCCAUUUUACCAGUAAAACAUAAAAUUUACCAGACCUUGGACUUUCACUGUAACAUAUAACCCUUCCUCAUUAUGCAUCUUUCCAUAUUUUUACUUAUUUUAGCUAUUUUUUCUUAUUUAGCCUUUUGUAAAUCCUCUGUUUUAGCAGUAAAACCUAGAAAUUACCAGACCUUGGACUUUUACUAUAAGAUAUACAUAGCUGCCAACCCUUCUUCAUUUUGCAGGUGCUUUCCAUUUUUUUUUAGCUAUUUUUUCCGCUUUUACUCGCAGAAAAUAACAUUUUCCGCAUUUUAACCCACCUACCUGGUUGCUUGUAUUUUCUUUUAUUCAGAUUGCUUGUACUUUAUUUUAUUCGUUGAUCCUUUUGUAACAGCCUUAGGGAGCUCCCUUGAUAGCAAUUUUAUUUUUCCUUUGCUUAAUUUAUUUAACCCCUAAUGUGUAUGUUUUUUUUAAUAAAGUUUUGAUAAAGAUUCUAACUAUAUAUAUUUGGUCCGUCAAUACCGAUCUUCAUGUAUAUUCGUGUUGUAUAUUUUGUAAAUAAUGUAUCUUGUUAUGUUUUAAAUACUAAUUUUAGUGUUUAUUGUAUUUAUAGACAAUAAUAAAAUUUA